AGCCCCUCGCGGCUCGCGGUGUACGGAGUUGUUGCCGUACUUGCGGAAGGCAACCCCCAACAAGGCCCACAAUCAAACACCAAAAAAUUUGAAAGCGGAAGUCAAAGCUACUAUUGUGACAAUGAUUUCACUUACGUGCAGAACAAAAUGUGUUGUACGACGUUAUUCUUUGUUCCACAAUAAUUAUCGUUGUUUUAAUGUUCCACAGUUAAGUUGCUGCCUCACCGAUGCCCGGGCAGAAUGUACAUCAAGGAGGUGACAAUUCAAGGAUUUCGCAGCUACAAGGACCAGACAGCCGUUGAGCCAUUUUCUAAGCAUAACGUUGUCGUUGGAAAAAAUGGCUCGGGAAAAAGCAACUUCUUCAAAGCGAUUCAGUUUGUUCUGGGCGAUGAAUCGGAAUUUGGAGCACGUCUCGGUGCUGAUUCCCGUCAGAGCCUUCUCCAUGAAGGAACCGGAAAUAAAGUCCACACAGCGUACGCUGAAGUGGUGUUCGACAACACGGACGGUCGAAUCCCCGUCGAGGGCGAUGAAGUCGUUAUCCGUCGCACCAUCUCCGCCAAGCAGGACCAGUACACCUUGAAUGGAAAAACAGCCACAAAACAGGAUGUGGCUAAUCUAUUCGAGACAGCUGGAUUCUCCAAGAGUAAUCCCUAUUAUAUCGUGAAACAGGGAAAAGUGAAUGAGCUCUCCACAGCGCCAGUCGAGAAGCGUUUGAAUUUGCUGAAGGAAGUUGCUGGAACGAAAGUAUACGAUGAGCGUCGCGCUGAAAGCCAGGAGGCCAUGAAGGAGACGUCUGAAAAAAGCGAACAAAUCCACAAAGCAAUUAGCAACAUGGAAGAUCGACUGAAGACGCUAGAAGAAGAGAAGGAAGAACUGAAAAAAUACCAGCAUCUCGAUAAAAAACGGCGCGUUCUGGAGCAUACAGUGUUCACGAAAGAUUUGGAAGAAGUCCGCGCGAAAGUGUCGGCUCUGGAGAUCAAGAGCGAAGAAAAGGAUACAUCACUGAAAGGGCUGCGAGCCGAAAUGCGCAAAUUUGGUGAUGAAAUCCAGAAGGUGGAGAAAGUGCACCGUGAGACGAAAUCAAAGGUGGCCCAGUUUGAAGAGGAAAAACGCCAGGUGCUACAGGAGCUGGAAGAGCAUCAUCAUCGAGAAACACAGCUGGAACUCAGCAUAAAAGAUUGUGAGACCGACGAUGAACAGGUGAAAUCAAAUAAAAGACAAUGGGACCGAGAAUUGCGCGAUUUGAGAGACAAGAUCGAACAGACAGAAAUUAGGCUGCAACAACUGGCCCAGUAUAACGAGGCGGUCGCGGAGCAGGAUGCUGUUAAUAAGGAUUUACAGACUAAAAAGCAGCAGCGAAGCGAAUUGUUUGCCAAACAGAAUCGCGGUGACCGGUUCCGCAGUAAAGAAGAACGGGAUAAAUGGCUAUCAACGGAACUAAAACGCGUUGGUGCGCUUAUUACUGACAAAAGCAAUACUUUAAAAGCGGCUGAAAAGAAGCUGGACGGCGAUCGCCAAAAAAUCAAGCAGCUGGAAAAUAGUAUUAACGGUCUGGAAAAAGCUGUGAGAAAAAGCGAGCAGUAUAAACGCGAUCAGAUUGUCUUCUACGAAGAUAAACGAGCCAAAGAAGAACUGGUAGGGACGCGUAAUGACCUCUGGAGGAAGCAGCAUAGUCUCCAGGAAGAGCUAAAUCUGAAAAAGGAUGAGCUUCGCAAAAGAAAAAAUGAUCUGCAGUCACAAAUGGGUAAAUCAAUUCUCCGCGGAGUUGAUGGUGUACGGAUGGUGAUGAACGAGUGGAAUGAGGACCAGAAUAAACAAGAAUAUGUCCAAGGUUAUCAUGGUCUUCUUAUUGAUUGCAUCGUUUGCGAUGAGAUGGUUUAUACCGCGGUGGAUACUGUUGCUGGAAAUAAGUUAUUCUAUCAUGUCGUUGACACCGACACCAUCGCAGCAAAAAUUCUGGAAGAGGUUAAUCGUCGCAAUCUGCCAGGAGAAUUCAAUUUCUUACCACUGAACCGGUUGAGUGUUAAGGAGGUGGAGUAUCCGGAUUUGGGUGAUGUGGAGGCGCUUCCCUUAAUCAACAAGAUCUCAUCUCCUCAAGAGGUGGAACGGGCUGUGAAAUUCAUUUUCGGAAAGACAUUAGUCUGCCGCUACCUUGAGCUUGCUACUGAUCUCUGUAAACAGUACAAUAUGGAUUGUGUCACUCCCGAUGGGGAUACUGCUAGUCGUCGUGGAACCAUGACCGGAGGUUACCUCAACCGCAGAGAGUCUCGCAUGAUGCUGCAGAAGUAUAUUCGUGAAAUUACAAAGGAAGAACAACGAGUCCAGGAGCAGCUUGAUGAAGUAAAAACCGAACUGGACAAAUAUGAAGCCGAUCUGCAGGACAAGAACAAUAAACUUUCUUCGCUGGAAACAAAGCUGGAACGAAUAAAAGCGCAAAAUGAGCGGAAUAAAAUCGAGCUGGGCAAAUCUAAGGAAGAGUUUCGGAGCUUGCAAAACGGAAUUGAGCCACGAGAAAAAAGUAUCGCAGAAAUUCGCACGGAAAUUGCUGUUCUGGAAACCACCAAGCACACGUUGGAACAGGAAAGAGGGACCGAGUUGACCAGCGUCUUAUCGGAUAGUGAGCGUCGUAAUAUCGAUUCUCUGGACGCUGAAAUUCGGAACUUGACGAAGCAAAUGCAAAACCUGUCCGAAAAACGUCGUAAUCUGGAAAUGCAGAAAAGUAAUCUGCAGAACAGUCUUCAAGAUAACCUUAAACGUCGUGAAGAUGAAUUAAAGGGUUCUAUUCAAGAAUCUACGGCGGAAAGCAGUGGGCACCGGCUUUUAUCCUUGAAACAGGAAAGAGAUAUGGUUAAUAGGGCCGUAGCAAAGCUUCAGAAUGAUAUUGUUGAACUGGAUAAAAAAUUGGACGAGCUGAUAGAUCAACGCCGAAAUACGGCUGCCGAACUUGAACGGCUGCGAUCGAAGGAGAGGGAGCUACAAGAAAAGAUUUUGGCCGAAUCGCGGGAGCUUGAUAAAAUUAUUAAUCGUCUUGUACUUAUGCAGAAAGAAAAAGAUGAAUGCCUACAUAAAAUUCGAGAGCUGUCGGCUCUGCCUGCGGGAGUGGAUAAUUCGGAAUAUAUGAAGAAAUCUGCUCGAGAACUAGGGAGGGAUUUAGACAAAGUCAACGAGGAACUGAAGAAGUUUGGCCAUGUCAAUCAACGCGCCCUUGAUCAGUACGUCACUUUCUCGGAGCAACGUACCAAACUAUUGAGUCGCCGAGACGAGCUUGACCGCGGUGAAAAGUCGAUUGCUGACCUUAUGGACAACUUGGAACACCAGAAAUACGAAGCUAUUACACGCACAUUUCAGCAAGUUACCCGGAACUUCGAACUUGUUUUUAAAGAGUUGGUUCCUCAAGGCCGGGGACUGUUGACAUUGUUGAAGGGAUCGGAAGAGUCCACUGUGGAAGAUACUCAGCCAUCCAUGGAAGAACUCAAUAAGUUUACUGGUAUCGGCGUUAAGGUUACUUUUACUGGCGGCACAGGGGAAAUGAAGGACAUGAAUCAGCUUUCUGGUGGUCAGAAAACACUGGUGGCUUUGGCAACGAUAUUUGCCAUUCAGAAAUGCGAUCCAGCACCGUUUUAUCUGUUUGAUGAAAUCGACCAAAAUCUUGAUCCUGAUCACCGUAAAUCCGUAGGACGUAUGAUCGAGAGAUUAAGUAAUAAUGCACAGUUUAUCACCACAACAUUCCGGAGUGAGUUGUUGGAACACGCAGAUAAAUUUUACGGAGUCAAAUACGAUCCUAAUUUGAAGGUCAGUCGCAUUCAGGCUAUCAAGAAACAGGAAGCUCAGGAUUUCAUUGCCGACGACGAAAGUCAGGGGAACACUGAACUGGCGUCUUCGUCGAAUUUCAAAAAUCUUUCUGCCAAUGGAUCAUUACAGUCGUUCAAUGCCGCUGACGAAACUUCGGACGUUGCAGGAGAUGUUGAAAUGUUCGACGGGACAGUCGCGGUCGAAUCUGUCGACGAAGAAUGAGCUUCGACUUCGUGACGCCUUGAAUGUUAUUGUUUUUGUUGUUUUUUUUGUUUCUGCGCCCUGUCAGUUCCAUGAUGGCAAACACUGCUGAACGCAGCGGGCACUCCAGUUUUAUUUUAGUUUUAAAAUUUCCAGGGUGUUGCACAAGCAGUAUCAGUCCGAAAUAAGUCAGGCGUGCGUUGGGGUUGUUUGUAAAUUAAGCCAAUGUGCUGUGUGCACAUAAUUUACAAAUCAGAUUUUCUUUGAUGUGUUUUUCAUUUUUAUUUAUAACGUUCCUACGUGACUCUGUGCACGGUACAGUGGCAAGACAGGCGGAAAAAAACCCAAAGGCAGAUG
Messenger RNA from Paramacrobiotus metropolitanus, 4350 nucleotides. RefSeq names its product structural maintenance of chromosomes protein 3-like. Gene Ontology annotation, cellular component: chromosome. Gene Ontology annotation, biological process: mitotic sister chromatid cohesion. The record is from RefSeq and is a predicted model, not a curated record. Lineage: Eukaryota; Metazoa; Tardigrada; Eutardigrada; Parachela; Macrobiotidae. Gene Ontology annotation, molecular function: protein binding; ATP hydrolysis activity; ATP binding.